CUAAUAAUUACAAAGUUCAAUUGCAUAACUUACAUUCCUUAGCACCACGUGAUCAAUAAUGGCGGAAUUAGUGCCUCUACCUCCAGCCAGAAUACCCAGAGAGCCCAGAGUUCACUGCCCGUCGGACAGUGAAGGUAGUAGCAGUCCACGUAGCAUUUCCAGCUCAAGCAGUAAUAGUGAUGAAAUUGUCGACAUAAUAAGGAUUGGCCAAAGUUUUAGUUAUACUAUACCCAGUUUUAGUGUAAUCACUGUGGAGCUCAGGCAAGUUGUGAUUUGUGUUGGGGAAAAGAAAGUGGUGAAACACAUAGACAUAUUUCUUCGUGAAACGCAGGAUAUUACAGUGAGAGUGCCAUCUUCAAUCAAAGUUUUGGAAAGCUGCUACGUUAAGAUAUCUGAAUUUGCACAAGCAAUCGACAUACAAGGGCUUUCAACUGGGUCACCAGAGACUGUGUGUGUGAUAUGGAAAUGGAAUUGGUUGGUACCGGAAGUAGCAUCUGUGAGUGAUGAUGAGAAUGUAAAGUCAGUGUUAACUUUGGAUGACUUGUUCGCUGUCGAUUCUGAUCCAGAGGAAGAUGCUAGAAUUACAACACAGUCAUUGGUAUUUAAGUGUAUUGGAACCACAAAGUGUAAGAAGUAUCAGGAAGCUUUACAAGUAGUGCGUAAUCUUAUGUCUGAAGGACAAACUGUACCAGUUAGACUAAUUCAUGA
Amphimedon queenslandica is the source of this 708-nucleotide messenger RNA. RefSeq lists its product as uncharacterized. Lineage: Eukaryota; Metazoa; Porifera; Demospongiae; Haplosclerida; Niphatidae. The record is from RefSeq and is a predicted model, not a curated record. The annotation marks the transcript as partial. The transcript has 2 exons.